Messenger RNA from Rhodamnia argentea, 3018 nucleotides. Its product is annotated as receptor-like serine/threonine-protein kinase SD1-8. Gene Ontology annotation, molecular function: ATP binding; protein serine/threonine kinase activity. Gene Ontology annotation, biological process: recognition of pollen; protein phosphorylation. Bases 172 to 2754 code for a protein of 860 amino acids. The record is from RefSeq and is a predicted model, not a curated record. The transcript is spliced from 7 exons. NCBI's taxonomy places the organism in Eukaryota, Viridiplantae, Streptophyta, Magnoliopsida, Myrtales, Myrtaceae.
AACAAAACCGGACAAAAAAAAAAAGGGAAGUCGGGGUCAAACCAUCUGUCAUUUCCCCUCUCUCCCUAUCAAACCUCACCACCAAAUGUCUUGAACAUGAAGGCAAAACAGAGCACCGCAAGAGCUUUGCAGAGAGAGAGAUCUCCUAACCAAAGCCACCAUUAGUGGAGAAUGAGUGGAGCCGCAGCUCUCCGUGCCUGCUUCACUUUACUCAUCAUCAUCACCAUCGAUUUCUUCGCCACUAGCGCGACCUCCUCGGACACCAUCUCUGCAAACGAAUCGCUCGCCGGCGACCAGACCCUCGUCUCUGCGAACGAGGUCUUCGAGCUCGGGUUCUUCACGCCAGACAGCACCAACUACUACGUGGGCAUCUGGUACAAGAACAUCCCGGACAGGACGUACGUCUGGGUGGCCAACAGGGAUACUCCCGUCACGAACUCAUCCUCAUCCGUGUUCAAGAUUGGGGACAAGGGCGACAACGUGGUCAUUCUCGAUCAGGAAGCUGCGACCGGGACCGUCCUCUGGUCAUCGAACCAAACCAAGGCCAAUUCGAGCCCGGUGAACCCAGUUGCUCAGCUCCUCGACAAUGGCAAUCUCGUGGUCAGAGAAGAGGGUGAUGAGAGCAGCAGCAGCGGCUUCUUGUGGCAGAGCUUUGAUUUUCCCACGGACACCCUCUUGCCGGACAUGAAGCUAGGGUGGGACUUGAGCCAGGGCCUUGACAGGUUCUUAAAUUCCUGGAAGAGCCCACAAGACCCGUCCCCAGGGGACUUCUCGUUCAAGCUCGAUUUCCACGGAUACCCGGAAGCUUUUCUCUGGGACCAAGGCAAGAAGCUGUACCGGAGCGGCCCGUGGAACGGGAUCCGGUUCAGUGGCGUCCCGGAGAUGAAGUCCACGAGCGACAUCGACUUCACCUUCGUCUCGGAUCAACAGCAAGUCUACUACUCCUACGAGGUGAACAACCCGAACAUGAUCUCGAGGCUGACGGUGAACUCAACAGGGACUCUCCAGAGGUUCACAUGGGUCGAAGACAGCAAGUCCUGGAGCAUGUUCUGGGACGCCCCGAAAGACCAGUGCGACGACUUCGGUGAGUGCGGCCCUUACGGGAUCUGCGACACCAACGGCUCGCCGGUCUGCAACUGCACGUCGGGGUUCAGUCCCAAGAACCCGCAGGCAUGGUACUUGAGGGAAGGGUCAGACGGGUGCGUGAGGGAGAGAGAACUGGACUGCUCGAGCGACGGGUUCUUGCCAUUGAAGGGGCUGAAGCUCCCCGAGAGCAGCAACGCGUUCGUGGACAUGGAGAUGAGCCUGGAGGAUUGUCAAAAGGGGUGCGCCAGCAAUUGCUCCUGCACCGGCUAUUCGAGCGCGAACAUCAGCAACGGCGAGGCCGGCUGCGUGAUGUGGUUUGGCGAUCUGCUGGACAUGAGGCAUUAUCUGGAUGGUGGGCAAGAUUUCUACGUCAAGCUGUCUGCUUCCGACAUUGUGGCUUACGGUGGACUGGUCGCUCAAAAUAGUUCGACCAACGGACUCGGGACAUUAGCAAUAGUAGGCAUUGCUGGCGGCGGCGGCGGCGUUCUGUUAUUAGCCCUCGCUGCCUUUCUCAUGUGGAAGAGGAAGACUAUGCCGAUUCGACGCGGAAGAAACACUGAACCAAAAGGAGCUCGUGAGAGAAGCCAAGAUUUUUUGUUAAAUGAAGUAGUCGUCUCCAGCAAGAGAGAGUAUUCGGGAGAGAACAAGCCGGAGGAUAUAGAGUUACCAUUGUUCGAUUUCAACGCGAUUGCUUCGGCAACCAAGAACUUCUGUGAUGAAAACAAGCUCGGGCAAGGCGGUUUUGGCUGUGUUUACAAGUGUAGGAUUGAAGAAGGCCCAGUAGUAGCGGUUAAAAGGCUCUCGAAGAAUUCCGGGCAAGGAAUUGAAGAAUUCAAGAAUGAGGUUCGAUUGAUUGCUCGGCUUCAACACCGAAAUCUAGUGCGACUUGUCGGCUGCUGCGUCGAGAUGGACGAGAAGAUCCUAAUUUACGAGUACAUGGAGCAUAAAAGUCUGGAUUCUGUUCUAUUCAGUAAAACGAAGAGCUCCAUGCUAAAUUGGGAGAGGCGGUUUAACGUCAUCUGCGGGAUCGCUCGAGGUCUUCUUUAUCUUCACCAGGACUCCAGGUUCAGAAUCAUACAUAGGGAUCUCAAAGCGAGCAACAUCUUGCUCGAUGGGGAGUUGAACCCCAAAAUCUCGGACUUUGGCAUGGCCCGGAUUUUUGGCAGAGAUCAGGUCGACGCGAAUACGAGGAGAGUCGUUGGCACGUACGGGUACAUGGCCCCCGAAUAUGCCAUGGAUGGACUAUUUUCAGAGAAGUCCGACGUGUUCAGCUUCGGCGUGUUGGUCUUGGAGAUUGUAAGCGGUAAAAAGAACCGGGGAUUCUAUUAUGCGAACAACGAACUGAACCUUCUUGGACAUGCAUGGAAGUUGUGGAAAGAAGGGAAGGGUUUGGAGCUAGUGGAUUCAGCGGUGGGAGAUGCAUACUCGAUGAAUGAAGUAUUGAGAUGCAUUCAGGUCGGCCUUUUGUGUGUCCAAGAGCACGCGGACGACAGGCCGGCCAUGUCGUCUGUGGUUUUGACGCUGAGCAGCGAGAACCCGACGAUGCCGCACCCCAAAAGUCCCGGCUUUUGCUUAGGAAGGGCCAUAGAGACGGAUUCAUCGUCAAGCAAGCAUGACGAGACAUGCACUGUGAACCAAGUUACGGUCACAAUCCUUGAUGCCAGAUAGAGAUUGUUGUCAUGCCCUGAUCCAAUACAUUUGUACAUCUGAAACUCCAAAGGUUUCUGUCCAUAUAUGUGUAUUCUUAGGCCUUCCUUCUACUCAAAUUCUUUUGCAUUUGUUAUUGUGGAGAGAGGAGGGGGGUUUACCAAUUUUGGUGCAGACAUGAAGUUCAUUGGUCUGUAUCUGUCUGAAGUAAAAGUCCUUGACAUUGACACACCACAGCUCAAACAGUUCAGUUGACUCCAGCAAUGUGAUGAAGUUCACAGAAAA